AUUCUUCUGGUAGGGGUAAUUUCCAACAAUAUUACAAAAGAGUUGAGAUAGAAGAAGAAGAUAUUAGACAUCCUUUGGUGAGAGAGAUUAGCAGGUUGAUUGAACUCAGGUCGGCGUGGAAUUCAAAGUUGGAAGGAGAAAUGAGGCAUUUAUUGAAAUGUCUAAAGCCUAGACAAGUUUGUGCUGUAUUGCGAUCACAGGUUGAUGAACGGGUUGCUCUGAAAUUUUUCUAUUGGGCAGACCGGCAAUGGAGUCGGGCAGGUAAGUUGAGGAAUGCAAUGCGUGUACUGACCAUGAUGCAAAAAGCUGGAAUUGAACCUAAUCUGCUAAUAUGUAACACAGCAAUUCAUGUUUUGGUGAUGGCAAACAGAUUGCCGAAGGCAUUGAGGUUCUUGGAGCGAAUGCAACUUGUUGGGAUUAUGCCUAAUGUUGUCACUUAUAACUGUUUAAUCAAGGGAUAUUGUGAGUUGCAUCGAGUUGAAGAUGCCAUUGAGCUCAUCUCUGAAAUGCAAUGGAAAGGAUGUUCACCUGACAAAGUUAGUUAUUAUACUGUUAUGGGUUUUCUUUGCAAGGAGAAAAGGAUCCAAGAAGUGAGGGACUUGAUGGCUAAGAUGGUGAAAGAUAACAAUUUGGUACCGGACCAGGUUACCUAUAAUACCCUUAUCCAUAUGCUCUCCAAGCAUGGUCAUGCAGAUGAGGCUCUUCAGUUUUUAAGGGAUGCAGAAGAGAGGGGCUUUCAGGUUGAUAAGGUUGGCCAUACUGCUAUCGUUCAUUCAUUUUGCAAGGCAGGAAGGACAGAUAAGGCAAAAGUUAUCAUGAAUGACAUGUUUUCAAAGGCUUGCUAUCCUGAUAUAGUGACUUACACUUCUGUUGUUAAUGGCUUUUGUCGAGAGGGUAAGCUGGACCAAGCUAGAAAGAUGCUUCAGCAAAUGUCUAAACAUGGCUACAAGCCAAACACCAUAUCUUAUACUACUCUGUUAAAUGGGCUGUGUCAGAAUGGGAACUCCUCGGAGGCUAGACAAAUGAUGAGUAUGAGUGAGGAAGAAUGGUGGAGACCCAAUGAAAUCACUUACAGUGUUAUCAUGCAUGGGUUACGCAGAGAAGGAAAAUUAUCUGCAGCUUGUGAUGUGGUGAGGGAGAUGGUUCGGAAGGGUUUUUUCCCGACUCCAGUUGAAAUUAACUUAUUAGUUCAGUCUCUCUGCAGAGAGGGGAAAACAAUUGAGGCUAAAAAGCUCUUGGAGGAAUGUAUGAACAAGGAUUGUGCUGUUAAUGUUGUAAACUUCACUACUGUAAUUCAUGGAUUUUGUCAGAAAGAUGAUUUAGAUUCUGCUCUUUCAUUGCUUGAUGACAUGUAUCUCAACAACAAGCACCCUGAUACAGUAACCUAUACUACAAUAGUCGAUGCAUUAGGAAAGAAAGGUAGAAUAGAAGAGGCAACUGAACUUACAAGAAAGAUGCUUAGGAAGGGUCUGGUCCCCACACCUGUUACAUUCAGGACUGUCAUUCACCGAUACUGUCAGAUGGGUAGGGUGGAAGAUUUGUCGAAAUUGUUAGAGGAGAUGCUUUCAAGAAAGAACUGUAGGACAGUUUAUAAUCAAGUGAUUGAGAAGCUUUGUAGCUUCGGAAAGCUUGAUGAGGCUGAUAAACUCUUGGGAAAAGUUUUGAGAACAGCUUCAAGAAUUGAUGCUACUACAUGCCAUGUGCUUAUGGAGAGCUACCUGAGCAAAGGACUUCCAUAUUUGGCGUAUAAAGUGGCUUGUAAGAUGUUUAGUCGCAAUCUCAUCCCUGAUCUGAAGUUGUGUGAAAAGGUGAGCAAGAAACUUGUGUUAGAAGGAAAAUCAGAUGAGGCUGACAACCUGAUGUUACGGUUUGUUGAGCGUGGACACAUUUCAUGAUAAUCUUAAGAGCUAUCACAUGGAUAAUGAAGCCUGUUCUAGCUCAAACUUAUGGUUAGGGCUGGUCUCUGUUUAUGUUUAUCAUUCUCUACCACUAAACUGAUCUGCCAAAGUCAACUGUUCUCCGUCCAAUCUUUUAAGUGAGCCUGAGGAAGGUAGAUACAGUACUUGUAUUAUAUGAGACAUAAUUGCCCUACUCUUCUCUGGUUUCUUCGAAUUGUAAGGAUUAGCAACUUAACAUAUUGAUAAGAAUAUGAUUAGCUUCCUUCAGUGGUUGAGGAACUGUACCGCUUACAUGUUUUUGAGGUUUCAUCUUCUGUGCUGGAUUAUAUGACAACUUAUCCUACCUCCUCCAUUAUUGUCUUUUUGCAAGUUGAUGAAGCAGUCUAAAUAUCCAAAUGGAAUAUCUUUAUGAUGCUUCCUUUCUCUUUUUCAUGGUGGGUCCUUUUCAAAGAGAAAGAAUCAUAUGCUUUAUUAGCUGGCUGAUCAUUGAGUGUUAAUUGGUUAGUCAGGAUGCUUUGAAUUGAAACUGGGAGUAAGAUCCAACAUGGGGCUCUAUGGAGCCUGUAGCCUUAUUGGGAAGACAUGGACUGAAAUUUCCUUCCCCAAUUUGGGACCAGAGCUUUUUGUUAACGUAAAGGUGCUUAGGGACUUGGCACUGGGUCAGUAAAACUACUGGCAGACAGUCUAUAAAGAUGGGGAUCCAUUUUAUACUGCAGAGAUUCACUUUGCUAUCUCGCCAGUCAGUUGGGCAUGCUUUGGAAAAAGCAAUAAAUGUUAUACAUCAUGUCUUGAUAACACCUCCUACUUCGAUGUUUCAAAUACUCAUUGAAGGCAUCUUACUAGUAAAAGGACCCAAACAAUCUGGAAAGAUGCAAAAGAAAAAUAAAACUUGGGAGGAGCCCUGGCUUUGGAAAAUGGUGGGCCGUUUACUUGCUUUGCUGUCAGAUUGAAGAUAUAAGGGUAUCUUAUGUUGAAAGGCACCAUAUGGAACCUUCCAAUAUGUCUGCAUCAUGGCCGACCCAUCCUACCAAAGGUUGUAAAAUUUUCAAUUUACUGGUGCCGCAUCUUUGAUGUCAUUUCCCCAGUAAAGUCAUGUCUGAUUUGCAAAAUUAAAUAACUUGAUUAAAGACGGCGUGAAACUAGGCUAAUACAGGCUUUUUUUCAUUAGGUUAACAUGUAAUGGCAAGUGUGUACAUUUCAUAGUGUAUUUGUUCUGUACAUUCACAGUAAUAAGUUAUAAAUUUCCAUUUCCACAGAACCUUUUCAGUCCUUGGAUUUUUUGGAUAUACUACUACUUACAGAUUUGAUUUUGGAGAAACUACUGAAAAUUAUUACCGUCUUUCUCUUUCUAAACUGAGCUAUAAUCUAGAUUUGAAACAUUGAUUCAUGUAUUGGUUUAUUUUGUAGAACUGCUAAGCAUUGGAAUGUUUUUUUUUUUUUUUUUUUCUAGUUUUUGGUCUUGCAAAUACCUUGAAUCUAAUUCUGUGCUUUAUUCAAAAGCAUAAACCCUACUUCAUGGCUGCAAAAUAUGUUGGAAGCAUUCGUAUAUUUUCUUUUUGUCAGUAGGUAUUAUUUCAUUAUUCCAACCAUACAAGCAUCUUGUGUAAAAACCUACCUUGAUUUAACAAAACAUUUGACAAUUAUGACAGACUGGAGAAAAAUCUCCAUAUAAAAUCCAAGCAGUGGAGGGACAUAAUAUGAUGGAAAAACUCUGGAACCGUGUUCGGCUUCUUGCCAGCGAGCACUAGAGUCUUGGAUUCAUUGCAUUUGUUGCAGGUAUGUCAGUGGAAAAGCUAACACAUGUCACAUAUCUUUCAUGUUUUCAGUACUAAAAGAUCCAGAUUCAUCCAGCCUGAGAACGUGUACUCAGUGUAUGGUCCUUAUUCAUGUGUUUUUGAUCAUUUUUCAUGUGCGUUAUACAUUGCUCCCUAAUUAUAGAGAUGCAUCAUUGUUGUCAA
Molecule: messenger RNA, 3856 nt
Organism: Carica papaya (papaya)
Lineage: Eukaryota; Viridiplantae; Streptophyta; Magnoliopsida; Brassicales; Caricaceae
Product: Tetratricopeptide repeat (TPR)-like superfamily protein
Molecular function (GO): protein binding; mRNA binding
Source: RefSeq, a predicted model, not a curated record